UUUUUGCGAGAAUUUCCAUAUAAAGUGUUUGGUAUUGGGAUUGAGAUUGAGACUGAGACAGUGAUUGACAAGUACUCGUACGAUCGACAGAUCGGAUCGAUGUUCGCGUAGUGCGGUGUGUCCGACAUAUGAUGAGCCUGACUGUGCUCUCGCUGCCGCAACGUUUCAAACGCCUCCUGCAAGCCAUGACACUCGCCGUUGCCGUCGUCUAUAUGACGCUGAUGCUCUACCAGAGCGCCUACGGAUAUCCGGGCAUCCAAGUGCCGCACAGCCAGGUGGAUGCCAGUGCCAAUACGAAUGCCAAUACGAAUGCCAAUGCCAAUGCCAAUGAACCUGUUGUGACCACACAUCGCGACCAGCUGCUGCAGGACUAUGCCCUGCACUCGUCCAGCUCGACGCCCACCCAGCCGGCGGCUGCAGCUGCCGCCGCCGCCUCCCCCACCACCGUGAUCAUCCGCAAGGACAUCCGAAGCUUCAACUUCAGCGACAUCGAGGUCAGCGAGCGGCCAACGGCCACGCUGCUCACAGAGCUGGCGCGCCGCAGCCGAAACGGGGAGCUGCUCCACGACCUCUCGCAGCGAGCGGUGACAGCGACGCCGCAGCCGCCCAUCACCGAACUGGAUGACAUUUUCAUCAGUGUGAAGACAACGAAGAACUAUCACGAUACCCGACUGGCGCUGAUCAUCAAGACCUGGUUCCAAUUGGCCCGCGAUCAGACCUGGUUCUUUACGGACACGGAUGAUCACUACUACCAGGAGAGGACAAAGGGCCACCUCAUCAACACCAAGUGCUCCCAGGGCCAUUUUCGCAAGGCGCUCUGCUGCAAGAUGUCCGCCGAAUUGGAUGUCUUCCUGGAGAGCGGCAAGAAGUGGUUCUGUCACUUUGACGAUGACAACUAUGUCAAUGUGCCGAGACUGGUGAAACUGCUCGACGAGUACAGCCCCAGUGUGGACUGGUAUCUGGGCAAGCCGAGCAUCUCCUCGCCGCUGGAGAUCCACUUGGACAGCAAGAACACGACAACCAACAAGAAGAUAACCUUCUGGUUCGCCACUGGCGGCGCUGGCUUCUGUCUGAGCCGGGCCCUGACGCUCAAGAUGCGCCCCAUAGCAGGUGGCGGCAAGUUCACCAGCAUCGGCGACAAGAUACGCUUUCCGGAUGAUGUCACAAUGGGUUUCAUUAUAGAGCAUCUUCUGAAGGUGCCCUUGACGGUGGUGGACAACUUCCAUUCGCACUUGGAGCCCAUGGAGUUCAUACGCUCCGAUACGUUCCACGAUCAGGUGUCCUUCAGCUACGCCCACAUGAAGAACCAGUGGAACGUGAUCAAGGUGGAUGGCUUCGAUCUGAAGACGGAUCCCAAGCGCUUCUUCUCCCUGCACUGCCAGCUAUUCCCCUACUUCAGCUUCUGUCCGCCCAGAUGAGUGUCCGCCGGAGUUCCCAAUGGGUCCGACGGAUCCUCCAUUUGGCUGUUUGCAGGCACACGCCCGCCCCCCCCUAAUUCGGUUCAGAACCGAUCUGGCAGGCGUCGAAAAACCAAUCUCGCCACUGUGAUCUAACAUUUAAGGUGUAAACUGUAAAGUACUAUACGAAUAACGAAUGAUAAAUGAUGAAUAAUGAAUAAUGAACGAUGAACGAUGGUUCUGUACAUAUAUAUAUAAUUUUUUUUUUUUAAAUGAAAGUUGUGCUUCCUAAAGGUAUAAGGUUUACUGUAUGUACAAUCUGUGGAUCGACAUUCGCAGAUCUUGCAAUUCCAACACACUUCCAAGUGCUUCCCUAUAGCCUGUAGUAAAACGGAUUCUUCCAAUCAGCUUAGCCGUUAGUUAAAUUAAUCGUCUAGUCUACGUUUAGGUUUUUUUUUUUUUAUUUUUGCGCUUCCAAACAGAGCACGACUAUAGGCUCUAUAACACUUGCCCUCUGCUGUCGUAGUCCGUGGCAGUUGUGUAAUACUGUAAUGCAGUCUAAUAAUCGCCUAAACUAGCUAUACUCAUAGGUAUAUGUAUGUGUGUAAAUAGUGGAUCUAUUGGCCCCAAGAUUUGUGUAAAGAAAUUUUUUUUUUGGUUAAA
Drosophila persimilis is the source of this 2060-nucleotide messenger RNA. RefSeq names its product fringe glycosyltransferase. The coding region runs from base 129 to 1418 and encodes 429 amino acids. The transcript is spliced from 7 exons. The record is from RefSeq and is a predicted model, not a curated record. Gene Ontology annotation, molecular function: O-fucosylpeptide 3-beta-N-acetylglucosaminyltransferase activity. Gene Ontology annotation, cellular component: Golgi membrane. NCBI's taxonomy places the organism in Eukaryota, Metazoa, Arthropoda, Insecta, Diptera, Drosophilidae. Gene Ontology annotation, biological process: pattern specification process; regulation of Notch signaling pathway.